AUGUCGAAAGGCGGAAAAGCGUCAUCCAAACGGCAGAACGCUGCCAAAAAUGCGUUCAAGAAGAAGAAAUUGAAAUCCAAAGCCAAUACCGACCAACUGAGGGAUCUUUUGGACCAAAAAUCAGCUUCUAUCCAAGAAGCCUCAUUGUUUUUGCAGAAGCCGGCAGUUGUUCCUGACUUCAGCCACCUUCACAAAGCCCAGAGUCAGCAAAACUCGAUGAGCGAUUUGGAGUCUAUUCUGCGAGGACUUUAA
Messenger RNA from Coprinopsis cinerea okayama7#130, 252 nucleotides. RefSeq lists its product as hypothetical. The record is from RefSeq and is a predicted model, not a curated record. Bases 1 to 252 code for a protein of 83 amino acids. Lineage: Eukaryota; Fungi; Basidiomycota; Agaricomycetes; Agaricales; Psathyrellaceae. The transcript is spliced from 2 exons.